AUGACGAGUCCAAGAAAUGAAUUUCCAUUUCAUCGAAUUUCUCAAACAAGAGAUCCCGACGUUGUGUUCUCAUCCUCGUCCUCCUCAACAAUUGGAUUGAAAAAACUCUUAAUCCUACGAGGAAAAGAGCCACCACACUUUUUUACAUGUAUUUGCGAGAAAUUUAAUGGAUUUGUUCGAAAUCCAGAAUUAUUUAAAUGGCACAACAAGGAAUUUCAGCCCUACCAACCCGAUGAUUCAUUUGCAUUGUUGAGUUGUGUGGAUGCGAUGGACCAAGCUGAUCUGACCCAAGAGCACAUUCGAAUAUUUCGAUUUUAUUUUGAUUAUGAUUUUGUGGUUUUUCCACUCUAUGCUGGUUGUGAUGUACCCUCCCACAUCGAACCCCUCUUGAAUGACAUUUUGAACAUGAUGAAAGAAUUAAUUUCAUCUAAACGGAUCGCUGUACUUUUUUUAAGAGGAGGUCGCGAAUACAGUGUUCCCUGUAGACUUGGUUAUGUGAAAGAUGUGAAACAGGGCUUUGUCGAAUAUGCUUUUCAAUACAUGGAUAUCAAUGUAACAGCACUGAAUGAGACAUGUUUAAAAAGUGCGCUAUUGAUGGAAUUUAAAACAAAGUAUCCAGAGUUAUUUAUUCAACAUGAGAAGAUUCAACAAUCAGUAGAUCUUUCACAAAGCUAUAUCUGUGCUGUUCUCGCAGAAGCAUGUACCGAUCUUUCGAAAUGGAACAUUCUUGCAACUGCAGAAGAGGGCAAAAAGCUAUCCCUUCUCCUUCACAAAACAGAGCGAGUCAUGUUCACACCUUGGUAUGGCUUUAAUCAUGGUAACGAACUUUCACAUGACAUUGUGCGAUAUUUCUGUAAAUAUUUGGUGUUGGAAUAUUUGAGAGAGGAUGACUCGAAUUUCAAAAUGAAACUCACACAAAAGUAUCAAAAUGUUCAGUUAUGCGAUACUGCUGUAGUGACCAUGCAGUGA
Naegleria fowleri is the source of this 969-nucleotide messenger RNA. RefSeq lists its product as uncharacterized. The record is from RefSeq and is a predicted model, not a curated record. Bases 1 to 969 code for a protein of 322 amino acids. The transcript has a single exon. Lineage: Eukaryota; Heterolobosea; Eutetramitea; Acrasida; Naegleriidae.